AUGCUUCUACGACUUGGUUUCGCACUUCUCGCCAUCGCCUUGGUUUCGGCUAAUGAGGUCCGUGGCCGUCGCCAAUCCUCAUGCGGAUGCCAGGCCAUCGUUGCCAACGACCAAUGCCAAUGCCAACCCACAACCCCAUCUUGCAAGUGCCAACAAGUGACCGCCAUCGCCACCACCGCCGCCCCGUGUGCAUGCCAGCCAGUGAUGCAGACGACACCCGUAGAGCUCUUUUCCUAUAUCCCUUACUACUACCUUCUACAGGCCCCUGUCUCCUGCCAGUCCUGCCAAUCCCAAUGUGUCUCCUCCUGCUUGACUGUCCUCCAGUACCAGCAGUGCGAGCCCCAGUGCCAGCAGACCUGCGCCCCCGUCUGCCAGGUCAAGGUCCGCAUCGACCAGUCUACCCAGUGCAUGCCCCAGUGCGAGAACGCCUGUCAGUCGCAGUGCACCGCCGCCGGUCAGCAGUACCAGCAGUGCCAGCCAGCCUGCCAGCAGAGCUGCACCUCCACCUGCCAGCCGACCGUCACCUCGUGCCAACAGGCCACCCAGAUCAGCUAUCUUACGGUGACCCAACAGCAGCAACCCGCCCAGCAAUCUUGCCAAUGCCAGCAGGGAUACGCCCCGUGCAACCAGGGCACCCAGUGCUGCCGUCGCCGC
Molecule: messenger RNA, 654 nt
Organism: Mesorhabditis spiculigera
Lineage: Eukaryota; Metazoa; Nematoda; Chromadorea; Rhabditida; Rhabditidae
Source: the annotation of a GenBank genome assembly